CAUCACCCUGCGACCGCCUGCCCCGCGACGCGCCGGGUGCUGGCGCAGCCCUUCGCUCUCCCGGCCUCCCCCUCCCAGGUUCCGCGCUCUGGUUCCGCCAUGGAAUCCAACAAGGAUGAAGCCGAGCGCUGUAUUAGCAUCGCCCUCAAGGCCAUCCAGAGCAACCAGCCUGACCGGGCGCUCCGCUUCCUGGAGAAGGCGCAGCGGCUGUACCCGACGCCGCGAGUUCGCGCCCUGAUCGAGUCCCUCAACCAGAAACCACAGUCGGCCGGCAACCAACCGCAACCCACAGAGGCAACCCAGGCGACCCAUAGGAAAGCAGGUGGGGCCAGCGCCCCCUCGGCCAACGGUGAAGCUGGAGGAGGAGAGAGCACCAAAGGCUACACUGCUGAACAAGUAGCGGCCGUGAAAAGGGUCAAGCAAUGUAAAGAUUACUACGAGAUCCUGGGGGUGAGCAGAGGGGCCUCAGAUGAGGACCUGAAGAAGGCCUACCGCAGACUGGCCCUGAAGUUCCACCCUGACAAGAACCGCACGCCUGGCGCCACUGAAGCUUUCAAAGCCAUUGGCACAGCAUACGCGGUACUUAGCAACCCAGAGAAAAGGAAGCAGUAUGACCAGUUCGGCGAUGACAAGAGCCAGGCAGCCCGGCACGGCCAUGGGCACGCGGACUUCCACCGUGGCUUUGAAGCUGACAUCUCCCCUGAAGACCUCUUCAACAUGUUCUUUGGAGGUGGCUUCCCGUCGAGUAACGUCCAUGUCUAUAGCAACGGCCGCAUGCGCUACACGUACCAUCAAAGGCAGGACCGCAGGGAGAACCAGGGUGAUGGUGGGCUGGGGGUGUUCGUCCAGCUGAUGCCCAUCCUCAUCCUGAUCCUCGUGUCGGCUCUCAGCCAGCUCAUGGUUUCCAGUCCACCCUACAGUCUCAGCCUGAGACCGUCGGUGGGCCACGUCCACAGGCGAGUCACUGACCACCUGAACGUCGUUUACUACGUGGCAGACACGUUCUCUGAGGAGUACACAGGCUCCAGCCUCAAAAUGGUUGAACGGAAUGUGGAAGACGAUUAUAUUGCCAAUCUCCGAAACAACUGUUGGAAGGAGAAGCAGCAAAAAGAAGGCUUGCUGUACCGGGCCCGCUACUUUGGCGAUGCAGAUAUGUACCACAAAGCACAGAAGAUGAGCACCCCGAGCUGUAACCGACUGUCAGAGUCAUGUACCAAGGACUCCAGAAGGCUUUUCCUCCCAGAGUCAACCACAUGGGGCCCAGGACGCUGGGGCAGAAGCCGACUCCUAAUGAAAGUCCGUGACCAUGGGCGCCUCUGUCUCUACCCUCCGUGGACAUGAUGCCACCCGGCCUUCUCUUGAACGUUGGAUAAAGGAUGCACCUGAACCAGAAGGGUUUUCUUAUGGUCACCCUCAAAUGAGGAUUUUUCUCAAAACAGCAGUUGCUGCCAGGGGAAGGGAAGGGAGGUUUUAUUUAUUCCCACAGUUUAUACUGGGCGUUUUGCAAUUACCGUUUUUCCCAAAUUUUCCUCUGGUGGUGGGUGUGUCAUUGAGCCUUCCAUCCUCCAAAGCCUUACUACCCCCAAGCUGCCAGCCAGGAGGGGAUCACCACCCUCCCAGAGCUUCUCUUGGCUCUUUUUAUAAAAGUCCCCCAACAAAUAGGAUUCUUGCUGGGAAAGGGAGCUUGGUUAAGGAGAAAUGUCAAAUAUGGUUUUUAAACAAGGUCCUGCCCUGUGAUGAAGCGUCCCCCCCACCCCGCCCAAAGAGAUGCUCAGACCUGGAUGUGGGUGAGAGCGCCUUGCCCGUGGUGGCCCUGGUGCUCGGCUCCCACCACCCCAACCCUCUGGUCUCAGUAGAUGUCCCUAGAUGGGCUGAGCCAUGUGCAAUAAGAACAUAGAUCCUAAUGGAUCCACUGAGAAGCUGUAUUUCUUGAAAUAGAAUUCUGAAAUUGUAUAUCUAUAAAUAUAUGUUUAUUAUGUGA
This is a messenger RNA of Kogia breviceps (pygmy sperm whale), 1981 nucleotides long. The record is from RefSeq and is a predicted model, not a curated record. Lineage: Eukaryota; Metazoa; Chordata; Mammalia; Artiodactyla; Physeteridae.